UUAACUUCACUACGCUUCUCUUUCUGCAAUUACUCUUGGAGAAUUUCUCCCUCUAGAAUAUUGAGUAUUGCUAACUUGAGCGUUGGAAUGUUUUCCUCGAGGAAACAUUCUCUGGAUUUUCAGGUGUUGAAGCAGUUGAAGAUCUCUACAGUGUAGGUUCGUGAAGCUACCCAAACAUUUGGCAUUGUCUAUAGGAAUCCUGAACAAAAAAUGGUGUAGCUUAACUAGCUAAAGUUACAUAUGGUAUGUACUUUUAUUGGGAAUCGCCCCCCCAAGAGAUGACAUGGACAAACAGGAUAACAUCCAGUUUUUUGAACUCGGCCCGAAUGAUUUUAGACCAAUGUUGAGAAACUUCUUUGUUGGAGGAGCAGAAGAAGAACACUUGAGUGGUUUAGAAGAAGAACACUUGAGUGGUUUAGAUGACGAGAGAACACCAACUAGGGGUGAACAGCCUGCAGAAAUUGUAACUUGUAAUUCCCCAGCUUUGAGCAACACAGUAAUGUUGACCAUGCCGAGAGGAAGUGGGAGGUCAAACCACGAGCCUAGCUCAUCAAAACACAAUGAAGAGUUGGUAAGGAAGAAUGCCAAUCUCAAAAGGCAGUUCAAAGACGUACAGAGGUCUAUUGAUGAGCUGAAAAGUUCGAAGUCAUGCCAACAGGCUCUCAAUUUGGAUAGUGCCCCUCUCAACCUAUCCAUUACGGUAGAAACAUAUCAAGAGGGAUUCAAGAUUCCUCACUUAGAGACGUACGAUGGCUCUGGUGACCUGGACAAACAUUUACAUACCUAUCAAACCAUCAUGAGAAUCCAAAACACUACUGAUGCUAUGAUGUGCAAAGUUUUUCCUGCAACAUUGAAGUUGACUGCCAGAAGGUGGUAUCACAAGCUCCCUAGACAUUCCAUAGCCUCUUACUCUGAGCUCGCCACUUUGUUUUCAAACAAGUUUGCUAGUUAGAGAGACAUAAAACGCAUUGCUACCAAGCUGAUGUAGGUUCAUCAGAAAGAUGGAGAAUCUUUAAGGGACUAUAUGCAGCGGUUCAACAAGACCACCUUAAACAUUGAUAAUGUCCCUGAUACCAUUUUCCUAUCUGCCUUGUUGCAUGGCCUCAAGCCUGGUCGGUUCUUAGACGACCUGUUGGAAAAUCCACCGAAGUUGUGGAACGAAGUAAAUGACAGGUCAACAA
This is a messenger RNA of Rubroshorea leprosula, 1181 nucleotides long. The record is from the annotation of a GenBank genome assembly. Lineage: Eukaryota; Viridiplantae; Streptophyta; Magnoliopsida; Malvales; Dipterocarpaceae.